GUGGUGCUGCUGCUGCUGCCAUUUCAUCACCUUUGCGAGCGUAGCAUCCAUCCCUCCACUCCCUCAACGCCUGGGCCUACCUUUAGGCUACCAGGCCAGUGAUGCGGCCGGUCUAGAAACGGGUUGACCUGCGCUAAGGCCUUGGUGGGGCGCCCCCUUCCGCCUCCCCAGGCCUGGGCUGAAGAGUCCUGCCAGGCCACGGCCAUGGAGGCCAUCUGGCUGUACCAGUUCCGGCUCAUUGUCAUCGGCGAUUCCACGGUGGGCAAGUCCUGCCUGAUCCGCCGCUUCACCGAGGGCCGCUUUGCUCAGGUUUCAGACCCCACCGUGGGGGUAGAUUUUUUCUCCCGCUUGGUGGAGAUCGAGCCAGGAAAACGAAUCAAGCUCCAGAUCUGGGAUACAGCGGGUCAAGAGAGGUUCAGAUCCAUCACUCGAGCCUACUACAGGAAUUCAGUAGGUGGUCUUCUCUUAUUUGACAUUACCAACCGCAGGUCCUUCCAGAAUGUCCAUGAGUGGUUAGAAGAGACCAAAGUACACGUUCAGCCCUACCAAAUUGUAUUUGUUCUGGUGGGUCACAAGUGUGACCUGGAUACACAGAGGCAAGUGACUCGCCACGAGGCCGAGAAACUGGCUGCUGCAUACGGCAUGAAGUACAUUGAGACGUCAGCCCGAGAUGCCAUUAACGUGGAGAAAGCCUUCACAGACCUGACAAGAGACAUAUAUGAGCUGGUUAAAAGGGGGGAGAUUACAAUCCAGGAGGGUUGGGAAGGGGUGAAGAGUGGAUUUGUACCAAAUGUGGUUCACUCUUCAGAAGAGGUUAUCAAAUCAGAGAGGAGAUGUUUGUGCUAGUUAACCCUUCCAUUUUCAAAACAUACUCUCCCACUUGAACUUAAAUGUUAUCAAAAUAAAUAGAAUUCUUAUGUGACUGAAGAGAACUCAACCUUUGGAUAACAAAUGAGCCUUCUUCCUAGGGGUGGACCUCUGGCAGGCUCAUGUGUGGAUAGAUAAGGAGCCUGGGUGCUGUGACUGAGGGACUAAUGUGCUGACAUGGGCUGGACCAGAAAUUGUUUUAUGGCCCAGGCUCAGCAAUGGCUGCUCUGUUUGCCCUUUGUGGACCACAUAUUAAGGGUCUGGAGUUUUGAAAGUUAGGUUCCAGGAAAACACAGACAGAAAAACUGUUUCUUGGUAUUGCAACUUUUCAGAGGUGGUGACCAUAAAGAAACAUGUAUAUGGAAAUCAAGUAUCAAACUGGGGACAAUUAAUAUAACUGAAAAAAAGAGUAUGGUAUCAACUUAUUCAGUGAUAAUACCAUGCCAGAUAUGUGCUGGGUUCAGUACACACUAACUCAUUUCUAACAAUACAACUAUAAAAUGAAAGUUCCAUAUGAAUCAGCUAUUUGGUAAGGCCCUUUCAAGGUCGAGCAGUCUAGUAAAACUGCUGUGAAUAUGAAAAGGGAAGUCAUUCACACAUUGUUGUUAUCACAUUUGAGAAAGUGUACACUCUGGUGCUAGAGUUACCAAUUGUGUGAAAGAAACUGUCCCAUGUAAAAUGCCCAUGUAAGGAGAAGAAGAAAACAUUGUAACUCAAAGGCCAAAUUAUAUCUGGGUUUUCACUGCAUCAGCUAACCAUAAUCUGGAAGUAAGCAUACUGCCUGCUUCUUCAGAUCCCUGCAGUGACAACACAGAGAUUGUCUACAAAAAACCCUAAGUCAAGCCUUUGGUCAUUGGCUUUAUGCUGAGUAUUUGUUCAAUGUGUGGCCCUCGAAACCCUUAAAAAUCCUGCAUAUUAAUUUAUUUCACUUAUUUGAUCACCAUAAUAGGCCUAUGAGAUUUUUUUUUACCCUAUUUUCCAGAAUAAGAAAGCAAGAGCCAAGACUACCUGAUUCUUAGAUUUUUUUCCGCCGGAUCAUAACACUGUCACAUGAAUAAAUGAUUAAUCUGUAAAUCUUGGAAGACAUGUGACUCUAAAUAAAUGUUCUCUACAUGAUAGGAUAUGUUUUCCUUGUUUCACAGCUCAGCUAUAAUCCUGAAGGACUCUAGGAAUAAUCAAAGGUUAAGCCCAUUCAGGAGUUAUUUACAAAAGGGCAUUAAAUAAGGAAUUAACUGCACAAAUGAAAACACAUUAAAACUGUGGGUUCUAAAUGUUCUUCUCACAAACACUAUAAAUAUUUUCUUGAAAGGAACCAAAUACAACAAAGGGGAGUAGGAUGGGAUAAAGUACUCACUCCACGAUAACCAAGGCCACCUGUCUGUUAUGUAUCUACACUGGGCUCCUGUCUACCUGAGUCAGUUCUUAAUUCUCAGGUGAUCAGACAGCUAACAAACAUCAGCAAAUUAGAAUGGGUGACAUGAAAAUUUCAUUAUCUUCUUGAAAAGAAGUGAUGCUUUAAUUACUUUUUGGACUGUAGCCAGUUCAGCUAGGCAAAAGCCAUACUUUUCACAGAAAACUAUUCUGAUUAGAGUCAAGUUUCUCAUAUACCCUGUGGUAGAAAGAAUGGCAAACCAUUUUUGCAAUAUCCUGUUCAAGUUCAGUAUGAAUAUGUGUGAAUCAGAAAAUCUGGGAAUUUGUUUCAACUAAAAUAAACCAAAUAAUAAAAGUUAUGAAAGAUCAUUCUGCCACCUUUGCUUCAACUUUGAUGAGCAAAUCAUCUUGGACCAAUUCACAUCAUCAAGUACAGGUGAAGUGAUCAUUUACUCUAUAUUCAUUUCACACAUUUUAAAUUGCCAGCUUUUUGGUUGUAGAAGACAAACAACCUUUUUUGUGGGUUAACACAAAAUCUCAGCAACUAUACUCAUGUCUGGAUAGUUCCAAAACCAAGAUUAUCCAGUGGAUAAAUGAGAGUUGUCUAGAUUCUUGUCAA
Psammomys obesus (fat sand rat) is the source of this 2857-nucleotide messenger RNA. It is a transcript of the gene Rab39b, whose product is annotated as RAB39B, member RAS oncogene family. Lineage: Eukaryota; Metazoa; Chordata; Mammalia; Rodentia; Muridae. Gene Ontology annotation, cellular component: Golgi membrane. Gene Ontology annotation, biological process: Rab protein signal transduction. Gene Ontology annotation, molecular function: GTP binding; GTPase activity. The record is from RefSeq and is a predicted model, not a curated record. Bases 205 to 846 code for a protein of 213 amino acids. The transcript is spliced from 2 exons.